This is a messenger RNA of Anopheles stephensi (Asian malaria mosquito), 1317 nucleotides long. RefSeq names its product sideroflexin-2 (gene Sfxn2). Gene Ontology annotation, molecular function: monoatomic ion transmembrane transporter activity. The record is from RefSeq and is a predicted model, not a curated record. The coding region runs from base 178 to 1146 and encodes 322 amino acids. The transcript has 6 exons. Gene Ontology annotation, cellular component: mitochondrial inner membrane. NCBI's taxonomy places the organism in Eukaryota, Metazoa, Arthropoda, Insecta, Diptera, Culicidae. Gene Ontology annotation, biological process: monoatomic ion transport; serine import into mitochondrion.
UUUCCACUGGAUGCACCGGCUGGCACUGACAAACACAGCUCGUGUGCGUGUGGGUAUAUAUUUUUGUGGUGCAUUGGGGCGGAGCGCAAAUUCGUGAACGGCUCAUUAAAAUCGGUAAAGUUAUAUGAAAUCGUGAAACCGUAUACCCGUGAAUGGUGUGAAACUUGUUCCGACGCCAUGUCCAACAUCGAUAUCGUCCAGCCGCUGUGGGAUCUGAGCACCUUUACCGGGCGACUGAAGCACUACUUCUGGAUAACUGACCCGCGCACAUGUUUUGCCACCGACGAUGAGCUAGAUCGUGCGAAAGAGUUGUAUUUAACGGUGAAAGCUGGCACUAUACCCCAGAAUACAACCAUCGACCAGAUACAUUAUGCGAAAAAGUUGUACGAAAGCGCCUUCCAUCCGGACAGUGGCGAGAAGCAGAAUGUGUUCGGCCGGAUGAGCUUUCAGAUGCCGGGCGGUAUGGCCAUUACGGGCGCCAUGUUGCAGUGGUACAAAACAACCACCGGUGUAGUUUUCUGGCAGUGGGUUAAUCAAUCGUUUAAUGCGCUGGUCAACUACACGAAUCGUAACGCAAACUCAGACCUCUCGACCACGCAGCUAGCGGUGGCAUACGUUUCGGCAACGACGUCAGCCCUUGUGGCUGCCGUCGGCUAUAAGGCUUACCUUCAAAAGCGGGCCACCCCACUGUUCCAGCGUUACGUUCCAUUUGUGGCGGUAGCGGCGGCCAACUGUAUCAACAUACCUCUCAUGCGCCAGAACGAACUCAUUCACGGCAUUGGGAUCGAGGACGAGAAUGGCAAUGUGGUGGGUUCGAGCAGGGUAGCCGCUGGUAAAGGCAUCGCACAGGUAAUAUUUUCUCGCAUUGCGAUGUGCGCACCGGGCAUGUUGAUAUUGCCCGUCAUCAUGGAACGAUUGGAGAAAUACCAAUCAUUCCGCCGGAUGGCCAUACUACACGCACCAUUCCAGGUUUUGGUCGUUGGUUGUUUCUUAACUGUAAUGGUACCGACGGCCUGUGCACUGUUUCCGCAGAAAGCCGAGCUAAGCACGAGCGUGAUGAAGCUGGUCGAGCCCCAGUUCUACGAGGAAAUGUGCAAGAAAACGGAUCGCAUACCUGAGCUUGUGUACUUUAACAAGGGACUGUAAAGCCUAGCAAAUUGCCGUCCCGAUGGUCCCUCACUAGCAGCCCCACACUGCAAAACAGGAAGACAUGUUUUACGCUCACUCAAACCCACGCUAGUCGACAGUGUCGAAUGCAUCGUGUGCAGUGCAGGAUACAAUAAACUAAUAAUCUCCUGGUAGAUCGUUAAAGUGGAA